GAGAGCGCGGAGAGAGCUGCAGUCCAGGCUCCAGAACCUGCAGGCACGCACUGAAGCCAAUGAAGAAGUGAGUGCAAAGAGAACAUUUGGAUUACUUUUCAACAAAAUAAUAAUAAUAUUAAUAAUUAUAACCUAAUAAUAAAAAAAAACAAGAGCAGACAGUGAGAUCUGAACCUCAAAACUGAAGAGAGUUUGGGAGAUUCUCGAGAGAAAUCUGACUGGUUUGAAACUCAACUUUCACUGCGUCUCCGAGCAGAAGAAGCGGCUGAAACGCCUUUGCAGUCCGGGUUUUUUUUGCCGGCUGACCUCCAUGUAUAAGAUGGAUUACUCCUACCUGAACUCCUAUGACUCCUGCAUGGCGGCCAUGGAGGCGUCGGCCUACGCAGACUUCAGCUCCUGCAGCCAGGCCAGCUCCUUCCAGUACAACCCCAUCCGGAGCGGGCCCUUCUCCAACCCGGGCUGCAGCCCGCUCAGCACGGCCAGCUGCACCCUGGGGGCCCUGCGGGACCACCAGCCCACCCCCUACUCCUCAGUCCCGUACAAGUUCUUCUCGGACCCGUCUGGCCUGAACGAGAAGAGGAAGCAGCGGCGCAUCCGCACCACGUUCACCAGCUCGCAGCUGAAGGAGCUGGAGCGCGUGUUCGCGGAGACGCACUACCCGGACAUCUACACCCGCGAGGAGCUGGCGCUCAAGAUAGACCUGACCGAGGCCCGGGUACAGGUGUGGUUUCAGAACAGGCGCGCCAAGUUUCGUAAGCAGGAGCGCGCGGCCAACGCCAAAGCCAACAACUCUGGUGGCACCACAGGUAACACCAGCAGCAGCUCUGGAGGGAAGAAGAAUGGAGAGGCCAGGUCUUCAUCAGAUGAUGAUGAGUCCAAGGAAUCCACCUGCAGCCCCACACCCGACAGCACGGCCUCCCUGCCCAGCUCUGCCAAUGGAAACUUGGGCAGCCCUGCCAGCUUGAGCCCCAGCCCGGCCCCCGCCAACAGCGGCUACGCCAACAACUCCAGCCCCCCGAUCCUGCAGGGCCUGAAGGCCCCCAGCUGGUCCAGCCUGGGACCGUCCAAUCCCGCCGUGGCCCAGCCCGCCGUCCAGACUCAGGAGAUCCUGAAGGCCUGGCAGCCGGCGGACAGUAUGACCGGCCCCUUUGCUGGAGUCCUGUCCUCCUUCCACAGAAAACCCAACCCCAUCAAGACAAAUCUGUUCUGAAGCACAGCGGAGGAGAGGAUGACAAACGGACUGGAACAGAGCGGAGUUUCUAGCUUUGUGGAGGGACUCGAGACUUGCCCGCUGUAACGCUGAACUGACCGGGAGAGUCCUGUGCAGGGUCCUGUCACAGCUCAGAUCACAAAGCCACAGGUGUGCAGCUAUGAACACGACAUGGGAAGUUUCCUCCCUGCUACGACCUUCCUCUCCACCAGAGUUCUUCAUUGAUGAGAAAUCCUGUCUCAGACGCCACUAAGACAUUCUCUAUUUAAUGAUUUUGAAUUAUACAAGACCUCAAACUGCAACCUGAACAGAACUGUUCUGACUUACAGUAUAGAUGCUCUGUAUUCACACAAAAAAUCUCUUUCCUGCACGUUGUCUGUCUUUGUUGCACUCUCAGAUUCCCACACUCACUGCACGACAGCAGUACUGAUGAGCAUGGUGGUCAGGUAGGACUCUAAAGCAGAAAUCCAAACAUCACACUCCAGUCUUUGCUGGGGAAACCAAACAAACCUUCACCCUCAAGCACAACCAACCCCCUCUGACAUGCAGACUUCCUCUAAAUGGAACAGGGUCCCCCUAAAUCUCUUCCCCGAAUGGCCAGGAGGCAACCCCGAAAUCCAAUUAGAGCUGCCAGGUCCAGGCCAGACACAUCUGAAGAUCAGCUUAUUCUCUCCCUCCUUUCAUUACUGUAUCAAGUUCUGACUCCCACACUCUCUCUCCUCUCGGGGCUUUAUUUCCCAUCAUGCAUUCUUCUUAUAAACAGUUACCAUUUUGGUGAAACUAUGAGGGGAAGAAGAUGGAGAACUUGAGGCUUUGGCUUCGUUUUUCUAUUCACGUCUGCAGCUUUGUCCUUUGGAUUGGGGGGGGAGCACAAAGCUGCAGCUGAACACAAAGUUUAGCGUAUUUAUAAAUGAUGUGGUGUUGCUGUUGAGGUCCUGCCACCCGUUUCUAACAUCAACCACCGAUUGAAGACAUUGCUAACUCCCCAACUCAGUUUCUUUCUUUCUCUCCACAAAGAAAAGAAUGAGUCCAUCUCAGAAACGCUGGUCAUAUGCUGAGAUGACAUUUUCUACUGUGUUUAUUAAUGAACAAACUUUGUUCUUGUUGAUACCCAUCUUUUUUUUUCUUCUGUUAAUUACUUGUAAUUCAUCUGUUACCACUAACUGAAGUUGAUCAAUUUCACAGGGUUUACUCCAGAAAGCUACUCGAAAGGGGGGGAGGGGGACUAUGUAUUUAUUAAUAUUUUUUAUUGUCAGUGAAAGACCCACACAUUUCUUUGAAUUAGUUCAUACAAUUUUGUGGAUGUAAAUUCUGUAAUUAGUAAUAUAAAUAUUAGGUAGCCUUUUUCUUUUCUUUCAUUUGUUUGUUUUGCUCUACAGAUCUAUUUCACUGGAGAGCAUCUGUCAGACAUAUCGGUGAAAGCAGACAGAAAGCUCAAGUGAUAAGAAGUUAUAGCACUACUCUGAAUAUUCUAAUAAAUCUACAUUAUGGAGGCACUAUGGCACAGCUCACGACCCGCUUCAUGUGUGAAAAACGACAAGCGUCUCAUCUAAAGUCAGAUUGACAAACCUCAUGACUUGCAGGAUAUACAUUUCUAAAGGAACAGAGCAUUUGCUCUUUAUGAGAAACAAUUGGUUCAGCUUAACCUGCGGAUGAAAAAUGACAGAGAGAAGCAAUCUAUAACGUAGGGAAAGAUAUUAGACUUUACUUGAAAAAGUUAAAUACAAGGGUGACAAUUUUACAUUAACUUAAUAGAAACUGAAACAGAAGACUACAUGUAGACAAAAUGGAGUGUCAGAGAUAAUAACGGUACGUCUCUUUUGCAUACAUACAUACAUAUACACUUACACACACCACUGAGAACACCGGUGGGCUUCAAGACACAUUACACUGAAUUUAUCCGAAUGGAACAUCCAAAUUCUCUGCGCUUGUUUCGCUGUUUAAGAUAUCAGGCAGAAUGCACCACCUGUAACAGAUGAAUGGAGUUCAAUCUAAUUUUGU
This is a messenger RNA of Cololabis saira (Pacific saury), 3211 nucleotides long. RefSeq names its product paired like homeobox 2A (gene phox2a). Gene Ontology annotation, molecular function: DNA-binding transcription factor activity, RNA polymerase II-specific; RNA polymerase II transcription regulatory region sequence-specific DNA binding. The transcript has 3 exons. Bases 311 to 1210 code for a protein of 299 amino acids. Gene Ontology annotation, biological process: regulation of transcription by RNA polymerase II. NCBI's taxonomy places the organism in Eukaryota, Metazoa, Chordata, Actinopteri, Beloniformes, Belonidae. The record is from RefSeq and is a predicted model, not a curated record.